Messenger RNA from Trypanosoma conorhini, 303 nucleotides. RefSeq names its product putative retrotransposon hot spot (RHS) protein. The annotation marks the transcript as partial. The record is from RefSeq and is a predicted model, not a curated record. NCBI's taxonomy places the organism in Eukaryota, Euglenozoa, Kinetoplastea, Trypanosomatida, Trypanosomatidae. The transcript has a single exon.
AUGUCUGGAAGAGGCGAGGAAGAAGUUGCCGCUGCUGCGGAGCGCCCCGCGAAUGCCGUGCUGCGGAGAGGGCGCCGGUCGAGGCUGGGGCCCGGUGGCGACACGCAGCGGCCAGCAGCGCAGCGCCGAAGGGUCGAGGAAACACCGCAACGGCAACGGUGGCCCCUCACCAGCACGGUAGAAGACGUAAUGACGGAGGGACUCUACGACUCUGUGCUAAACGCGCAAUGCAGUCACGUCUUGGAGUUUCACGAGGGCGAAGGAAGCCACAGACGGGUGCGAAUGGAGGUGAAAGCGGGCCAA